AUGAGUGGAAAGUUACACUUGCCCUUGGACCAUUCACAAACGGAACUCACUCUCGAAGUAGAGGCCGAGUUUGAGUGGAGUAUGAGUGUAGGUUAUACCUCCCUUCAACCACACUCAAACAAAGUUGUGAUAAACAACAUGGCGAAUCUAUGGCUUGAAAUAUUGCAACAAUUGGACAAUUUGCAACGCAAUAAUGGAAAGGAGAAUAGAAAUUAUUAUUUCAACUAUGAAAUCUAUGAUGAAGAACAAUUUAGAAGUAGAUUUAGAUUAACUAAGAAUGGUUUUCGGGAGAUGUUUGACAUUAUAGAGGCAGAUAUAUCUGCUCAUAAUGAACGAGGGAAUCCAAUUCCUGCAGAAAUUAAGCUUUUAUUGACUUUACGUUAUUACGCAACUGGCACGUUUCAGGAAGCAUAUGCGGACCUUAAGUGCGUAUCUGAGGCCAUUGCUCGACUGAAAGUUCAUUACAUCAAAUUUCCUGCUGUUGAAAUGCUACAGCAAACCAAACUUGAAUUCUGGAGAAUAUGCUCGUUUCCUAAUGUUGUUGGGGCGAUUGAUUGUACCCAUAUAAAAAUUCCAUGCCCAGGAGGAGAAAACGCAGAAUUGUUUAGAAAUCGGAAGGGUUUUUAUUAA
Molecule: messenger RNA, 630 nt
Organism: Dendronephthya gigantea
Lineage: Eukaryota; Metazoa; Cnidaria; Anthozoa; Malacalcyonacea; Nephtheidae
Product: putative nuclease HARBI1
Exons: 1
Coding region: 1-630 (209 amino acids)
Source: RefSeq, a predicted model, not a curated record